Messenger RNA from Sphenostylis stenocarpa, 642 nucleotides. The record is from the annotation of a GenBank genome assembly. Lineage: Eukaryota; Viridiplantae; Streptophyta; Magnoliopsida; Fabales; Fabaceae.
AUGACUAUGGUCGAAGUGAAGCAAACUAUUCUCAACCACUUUAACAUGUCAAUAGUAAAUGAAUAUGAAGUCGACUUACAUUACAGGUUACCAAUUUUCAUAUCUGCCACCACUGCUCAUUAUAGAUCAUGUAAGAUAUUUGUAGAUGACGACGUUGAGGCAUUGUUUUUAAUGGCAACAGAACAGACUACAAAAGUUCAUGUUGAGAUCAUGACAUUUAUUACAAAAAUCCACCAAAGUGCAACCUCGUCUGAAGUUUAUUAUGAUUUGGCUAAUAACUUCAAUCAUUAUUCAAAACUUUUCUUUGCUACCACUCAUCAGAAUCUUAUUCCGCCUCAAAUGGCACCAAAGAUGUUUGCAUGCAUCUAUGAUAAUGGUGACAUGAUUCCUAACCCAGAAAAUGGUGUUUUGUUUAAGUCUAACACCUGUAUCAUGGUUCAGCUGCAUAGAGGUUUCACAUUUUCACAAUUAAUAGAGAUAAUAUUGCAACGGGCGAAGAAAGAUCCAACCAAUCCACCUCCUGUCCUCCAUUUCAGAUUUCCAACACAAAUUUGUGGUAGACAUGUGACUUACACAUAUGAAACCUCUAUGAAGCUGAACCAUGAUACAGGUGUCAGACUUGAACAAAACACCAUUUUCUAG